AACAGUUACCAUGUUCUAUUAAGUAUUAAAUUGUGAAAUCAAGUAACUAUUCAAUACUGUGAAUAAUAACUUAGCUGAAUCCCGAAACAGAGAUCAGUGUAGUGUCUGAUAUGGCACACUGAUACCCUAUCACACAUCAGGCAUAGAUUAUUAUUAGUCUAUUAUUAAUACAUAUACAUACAUACGAGAGAAUUCGAAGGAGAAAUUUAUUUCAGUUAAAAGAAACUAUGUUCAAGUAUACAUCUGCCUCAAUGUGUUUUACACUCAUGGAUUUUAAUCAUACCAAUUCUUGUUCAAUACAAAAUGAGACUAGUGACAAUUUUAAAGAAAGUGUGCACCGAAUUUUCGCACUUGUUAUUCAAUAUGUCCUACUUAUAUUUAUCGUAGUUGGCAAUUCUAGCGUAUUAAUAUGGACAUUGAAAAGUGCGCAUAAAUCACGAUUGAACAGAUUUUUCACCAACCUUGCAAUAGCAGAUUUAUUCGUUGGCCUGGGAAAUCUGAUACCUGAUAUUAUCUGGAAGACAACAGUUGAUUUUUAUGGACCAACAUUUGUGUGUAAAAUAACCAAGUAUUUAAUGAAUACAAGUAUUAUGAGCAGUUCAUAUGCCUUAUUAUCUUUAAGUAUCGAUCGGUGUAUUGCAAUCAAGUGGCCAUUUUCAAGAAUUUAUGACCAAGAUCUUUAUACGAUAACAUUGUGCGGUUUAGGCUGGUUAUUCGCCCUACUUUUCAACAUCCCAUCACUGAUUUUCUUUCAUAUAUCACAUUCACCUCAAUUCGGUGUACAAUGUAGCAUUUCUUGGCCACCGUUAUAUUGGAAAAUCUAUUUAGUCGUUAUGGUCGUAUUGAUUUUCUUCAUACCUGUUCUUAUAAUAAUUUUAACUCAUGCAAUUAUCAUAAGAACAAUAUGGAAAGUUAAAAGUUCUCUGCCGCGUAAUACUAUCCAUACACAAGGCGACUGUUUGAGUGAUCUUCAUAAUGAUGAACAUAAGCGUUCAAAAUUACUUCAUAGUGAUGAUGGAGCAAGCUAUUCAAGAGCAUCAGGGUCACAUACAGAAGCUAGCAAUCAUUUUUGGCAUAAAGCAGUUUCAUGCGGCACAGGCCAGAUGAAGACAAAUGGUCAAGAAUGUCUGUCGAGUAAUAUGCAUGACGAUGAAACUGCAAGUAUCCGCUGUCACCAGUCGAAACCACGUUCUAUUUCUCUAACAAAAAAUAAUAAUAAUCAUUCACUGUUUGUCCGGAAUCAACUAGAUUGUAAUAAUGUUUUUUCUCGAGCGAAAAUGAAAUCUAUUCAGCUCACUUUUCUAAUUGUUGCAGUUUUCAUUGCAUGCUGGCUACCUUACAUGGUAUGGAAUUUUGUUAUUACUCUCGGUGGUAUUCAAAGAAUGGAGCUUUCAUUGAGGUAUACGUCUGUUGUAUUCAAUGUGAGUCCUUGUCUUAUUUUGUGUUUAAUGACAGUGUAAAGUAAUCUACUUUUUGGUUUCUAUACUGAGGGAAAUUUAGGUGAUUGUACAUCUGAUUAUCUGAAGGUUACAGUUUUGGAGGGAAUUUUGUUUUUUAUUGUUUGGUGGAUUUCAUCAUGAGCUGACAUCGGUUAGAUAGCCAUUGGAAAAAAAGCUUGAAGUACCGCCAGACAGCUGUUUCCUCCGUCCUAGUCAGUGUACACCCACUUUCUCCUAGAGGUGAUAACUAGUUGUUGAUUACUGUGAUUCUGAUGAACAGUGGGGAUUUGGUAUUCAAAAAAUUUUAAAAGUCUGGCAUAGAGACAACAUACAUAUAAUAUUAUUAUUAUUCAUUUUCAGUGUCCAUGCUGGAGCAUUGAGAUUUUAAGUACAUCUUGAUUGUACCUCCUUCAUUCCCAUCAGUUUCAAAUGGCUAGAUGAAUACUUACAGGUAAAAAUUUCUUUUUCAAACACUUCCACAUCUUUGCCUCUGAAGCCGAUUUCGGGGAGAAUUACAUAUGUUUUGAUGUGUGAUAUCACUUAACUUUUCCUCACUGAUGUUUCAUCCACCGCCGAUCCCUACUGCAUACAUGCUAGGCAUUCCACUGUCUACCAGAGUUUCUUGUAGACAUGAUGGAAAAGAUUUGUAGCUCAGGUGUGUUUGUUUUCUCUGGGAUGAAUAGUUAAUUUGAGAAGCUUUCAUCACCCUACUAGGCGAUAUCUCCAGCGCAUACUUCAACUUGAAGUGAGCUUUUAGGUUUCUCCACGAGUUUAAUAAUAAUCU
Trichobilharzia regenti is the source of this 2223-nucleotide messenger RNA. The record is from the annotation of a GenBank genome assembly. NCBI's taxonomy places the organism in Eukaryota, Metazoa, Platyhelminthes, Trematoda, Strigeidida, Schistosomatidae.